AUGCAAGAUUUGGUUUUUGAAUUUCCUGCUAUUAACACUUAUUUAAAUUCAUUUUCUUCUCUAACUGCUGGACUCAUUUCAUUUUUUACAGAAAAAGCAUCUAUUGAAACAGAAUAUGGAUCUAGAUUAUUAAACUUAACUAAGGUACCUCUAAAAAGAGUGUUUCAACGUUAUAAUCCAAAAGAUAAUAUGUCUUCAACUAUGAAAGAAUUUAUUGACAAAUUCAUUUCUCAAAAUAAAAUUAUGGCAGAGUGUCAUUUAAAUGCUGCACAAUUUAUAGAAAAGAAUAUUGUCCAAGCUACUAAAACUAGUGCUCAACAAUUAGAAACUAAAAUGAAUGGAAUUACUAAUGAAAUUAAUAGAAGAAUUAAACAACAUAAUGACAUGGUUAGUACCGUUGAAAGAAUUAAAGAAAACAAACAAAAAGCAUUAAAUCAAUUAAAAAAGCUUAAAGAAGAAAAAAAAGGAAAGAGUGGAAAGACUUAUCAAAAGAUGAAUUGUAAACAAGACCAAGUAGUUGAAGACAUUAAAAAAUGUAAUAUUAAUCUAAAGAAUUGUGUUACAAUUACUAAUAAAAUUAGAGAAAAUGUUUAUGGUAAAGAAAUGAAAUGUAUGUUAAAACAAAUUGAAAGUAUUGCAUCAGAAUGGAAUGAAUUAUUAAUUAAUAUGUUUACUUUGGGAAAUGAUCUUGAUAUAGAAAUACUAAAAAAUACAAGUAGGUAUUGUCUUAAAAUUCAACAAUCAAUUCAAAAAAUUAAUUGGACUAAUGACAUUGAAGAAUUCGUUAAUAAAUGGAAAAAUGUUCAUUCUGUUAGUGAUAUUAUACUUACUCCAAAAGACCUUGCUUUAGAUGACCAUAUCCUUUGUGAUGAAUCCACAUUAGAAAUGAUUCAUAAUAAUGGGUCAAGUGGUAUUCAAACAAAAGAAUGUCCUUCAUCCUAUUUACAAGUUUCUUUAUCAGAGUAA
Entamoeba dispar SAW760 is the source of this 966-nucleotide messenger RNA. RefSeq lists its product as uncharacterized. Gene Ontology annotation, cellular component: plasma membrane; cytoplasm. The record is from RefSeq and is a predicted model, not a curated record. Lineage: Eukaryota; Evosea; Mastigamoebida; Endamoebidae. The coding region runs from base 1 to 966 and encodes 321 amino acids. The transcript has 3 exons.